AUGGAAAGCUUAUGUAGCUCUGCAGCUGAUCAGACAAUUGGGCCCCCAAUCCAUGGCUGCUCCUACCUGGACUUCACCCUUCUCUUUGAGCAGGUAAUAUUUGGCAUUAUCCCAUCGGCAUGUUUUCUCCCAGCCGUAGCCUGGAGGCUGCUGCAGCUCUUUGGGCAAUCCGGGAAGAUCACAUUGACAUCAAGUCAGCAUGCGAAGAUCUCGAUUUGGGUGAAGAUCAUUCUGAGCAUCGCUUUGAUCUGCAGCCAAAUUACCUUAUUGAUGCUCUGGGCGAUGGCUCCGCAACAUUACAAUAAAACCACCAUUGCAUCGGCCUGCCUGUCAUUGAUAUGCUCCCUCGGCAUACCGAUCCUGUCCUGCCACGAGCACAUACGAUCCGUUUCGCCCUCCAAUCUGCUUUGUAUCUAUCUCCUAUUCAGCACAUUGUUUGAUGGCGUACAAGCCAGGACAUUAUGGUUGCGAUUCCCUUCUACUAUCGCGGGAACAUGUACUGCAGGCCUGGGUGUUCGUUUCUUGUUGCUCAUAGCAGAGUCACAAGAGAAACAGACAUAUCUGAAGCCUCAAUUCGCUGAUUAUUCUCCAGAGAAAACGGGGGGCAUGGUUAAUCGUAUCGUUUUCUGGUGGCUGAAUCCCUUGUUGGCUCGCGGGUCUCGCGGGUUGUUAAGUCCCAGCUAUCUAUUCCCUAUUGAUCCCAACCUCUCGGCUGAAGUAGCGCAGGCCAAGUUCGAGUCGAAAUGGUCACUGACAAUGAACUAUCGCCGUGGAGGACAAUAUAGGUUACUGCUGGCAAUAUUGUCUUGCGUUCGGCGAACUUUGAUAUGGACGGCAAUCCCCCGGAUCGGUCUGAUCGGUCUCAAAAUUUCACAGCCGUUAUUUUUGAAUUGUGUCAUUCGAUAUCUCUCCGUUUCUACCAAAGACAGUGCUGUUGGAGGGGCGCUUGUUGGAGCUACAGUCCUGAUCUAUUUGGGAACGGCAGCUACGACAUCGCUAUAUAUGCAUGGGCUAAAUCGUGCCACCACUGUGAUUCGAAGUGUUUUAAUUACUACUCUCUAUGAAAAGACACAGCGACUGGACACUGUUACGGUCAAUAACUCAGCUGCGCUAACAUUGAUGAGCACCGACACAGAGACCAUCUGCAACAGCUUGAUGCGAUUAGACGCCCUAUUCGCUUCGCCCAUCGAGGUCAGCCUUGCCAUAUUCUUCCUUGCACGACAAGUAGGUUGGGCAUGCUUAGCAUCGGUUGGCUGUGCCCUGGCAGCUGUAUCCCUCAGCUAUGUUGUAGCCGCCCGGUCACCCCCACGCCAGAGAAUAUGGAACCAGGCUGUCCAAGAGCGCGUUGCAACCACUGCGUCAGUUAUCGGUUCUAUUAGGAGCAUCAAGAUGCUGGGUAUCUCUUCUUUUAUAGAGCGGCGGAUAAGUGACCUCCGUAACUUCGAGCUUGAACGCGCUCGUGGGGCCCGGAUGCUUAUAAUGUGGAGAAACGUUGUUGCAAACAUACCACAAAUUGCCGGACCGAUUCUGACCUUCACGAUUUCCACAAUGGUCUCCGGAAGUGGUGUGGUCACUUCAACGAACUCCUUUACCGUUCUCGCCCUGAUUGCUUUAGUCACUCAGCCUAUCCAAGUCUUUGUUCAUGGAAUAACCCAAGUAGGAGUUGCUCUAGGUUGCUUCAAGCGCAUUCAGGACUAUCUUCUAUUGCCAGAAAUUGAGACUGGUCGAAUUUCUUAUCACAGUGACGAUCAUCAAACAUCAGGUAAAGUGGCCCCCGGGAGCGUGUUUCAGCUGGAAGCCCUCCCCACGGAUGGCAGGUGUCUGUCUGUCCAAAAAGCCAGUUUCAAAUAUGCAGAUGCUACCACACCGCUUUUGACGGACAUAAACAUCGAGAUACGCCCCUCUACGCUGACGAUCGUCACAGGAGCUACCGGCUCCGGGAAAUCUUCGCUACUCAAAGGCCUCAUAGGAGUUGUACCCUGCAUCGCUGGUUCUUACUCAAAAGACGUGGCAAUAGCUUACUGUGCACAAGAGCCCUGGUUGCCAAAUGUCUCCGUAAGAGAAGCCAUAAUUGGCCCUUCUUACUUUGAUGAAAAUUGGUAUACCGCUGUUAUCCAUGCAUGUGCACUUGACGAAGACAUUGCCACAUUUUCCGAAGGAGACAGAACCUGCGUUGGCUCCGGUGGCACUUCCCUGAGUGGCGGACAAAGGCAGCGCCUGGCAAUAGCGCGUGCCAUAUACUCGCACAGAAAGCUCCUAAUUCUCGACGAUGUACUCAGUGCACUGGACAUCAUCACUUCCAGAAAAGUCUUUGAUCGCGCAUUUGGUCCGGAAGGACUAUGUAAAACCCACCAUGUUGCGGUUGUUCUUGCCUGCAGUGAUCCCGAGCGCGCUUUCUCACCUGAUGUGGUCAUAAAACUCCGAAAUGGAACGGUCACGUCAGGAAUCUCGACUGAUAUACUUUCUGAAAAGAUCAUCACCUUACAGAGUGAGAGCGAAGCAAGACCUACCGAUGAACGACACCCCGUGACAACAGGAACAAAAAACAAACUCAUAGAGUCCCGCCAGGACCUACCACGCCGGCUUGGUGACUUCUCUGUCUACCGAUACUACCUUAAAUCAAUGGGCUGGAAAUCAUCCGCCUGCUUCUUAUGCCUCAUAGUCGUGCAAGUAUUCGGCUCCAAAUUCCCUACUCUAUGGCUCCAAUACUGGUCCGACCAUGACUUCAAUUACUCCCUCAGCGUAUACCUAGGGGUCUACGGAGCUUGCGCCUUUAUCCAGCUUAUUGGCACCAUCCUAAGCAUCACAUUCCUCAUCAUCUUCCUCGUCGCAAAAAGCUCCCGCCGUUUACACACACAGCUACUAACCGCUACCAUAAAUGCACCCUAUUCAUUCUUCACCACACAUGACAGCGGAACCAUCCUGAACCGAUUCAGCCAAGAUCUCUCCCAAAUCGAUAACCAACUAUCCGGCGCGCUUCUUAUGACGAUCUUCGGUGCCGGAACGCUUAUUGCCGAAGUCAUGCUUAUUGCUGCAGGAAAUAAAUACAUUGCUAUUACGGUGCCGUUCGUGAUCACUGUUUUCUACGCCCUGCAAAACUUCUACCUGCGCACUUCACGUCAGCUACGGCUCAUGGAACUCGAAGCGCAAAGUCCGCUCUACACGCACUUUCUUGAGACAGCCUCCGGCACGGAUACCAUCCGCGCAUUUGGCUGGCAAGCUGCAUGGGCGGCGCGGUGCCGACAGUUAGUCGAUAGGGCAAUCCAGCCGUAUUAUACAAUGUUCUGUAUACAACGCUGGCUGAACCUCGUUCUCGACCUCCUGGCAGCGGGACUGGCAAUUAUUGUUGUCUCCUUGGCCGUUACCCUAGGCUCAUCGGUGCAUACUGGCGCGAUUGCAGUUUCUUUGCUGAAUAUCCUGGGCUUCAGCAGCAGCCUGUCAUACCUCAUAACUUCGUGGACGCAGUUGGAGACGACGCUUGGCGCUAUUGCUCGCGUCAAAAGCUAUGAAGACACUGUUCCGAAAGAAGAUGCCCCAAAUAGUGGGCUUAUCCAACAGCCUACGGGUGACUGGCCAUCUCGCGGCUCGAUCAGGUUCGACCAUGUCUACGCAAGCUACGACGCACAACAGAGUCCCCAUCAAUGCAUUUUGCGCGAUAUUGCCCUUAAUAUCCAUCCUGGAGAGAAGGUAGCUAUUUGCGGCAGAAGCGGAAGUGGGAAAAGCUCCCUCAUUCUCCUGCUUUUCAAACUUCUCGAUCCCAUCGCGGGCUCCGUGUUUAUUGACGGGAUAAAUUUACGCGAUGUUCCCUGCGACGUUCUACGAGCCCGACUUACCGUAAUCCCCCAAGACCCUCUGAUACUUCCAGGAACACUACGUUUCAAUCUCGACCCCAGCGGAGAACAAUUCUCCGACGAGACAAUGUGUUCCGCUCUGGCUACAGUAGGUUUAGGGAUGGAUCGAAGUACACGACAACCCUAUUCUCUGGACCUUCAAAUAAGUGAGGGGACUUUCUCACGAGGCCAAUGCCAGCUUUUGAGUCUAGCGAGAGCGCUCCUCCGUCAAACAGAAACGAAGAUCCUUGUUUUGGAUGAAAUCAGUGGGAAUGUUGACGUUGCUACGGAGCGGUUGAUGUUCCAGAUCAUUAGGAACUGUUUCGAGCAUGCGACUGUAAUUGCAGUGACGCAUCGACUGAGAUGCAUUCGGGAGUUUGAUCAGGUUGUGAUCAUGCAGGAUGGCUGUGUCGUGGAGACUGGGAGGCCCGGGGAGUUGCUUGGUGGGCGGAGUUUGUUUAGGCAGUUGUGGGAUGAACAGUGAGCCUUUUCCGAGAUUCGGGUCGGAGAUGACGAGGUAAUCUUUUUUUAUGACAAACGCCUCUUGACUUGUAGAGUGAAUUAACCUAUGUAUUCCAUUGAAGCCAAC
Aspergillus welwitschiae is the source of this 4419-nucleotide messenger RNA. RefSeq names its product P-loop containing nucleoside triphosphate hydrolase protein. NCBI's taxonomy places the organism in Eukaryota, Fungi, Ascomycota, Eurotiomycetes, Eurotiales, Aspergillaceae. Gene Ontology annotation, molecular function: ATP hydrolysis activity; ABC-type transporter activity; ATP binding. Gene Ontology annotation, cellular component: membrane. The record is from RefSeq and is a predicted model, not a curated record. The coding region runs from base 1 to 4314 and encodes 1437 amino acids. Gene Ontology annotation, biological process: transmembrane transport. The transcript has 4 exons.